GUGAUGCGCAACUAUGUCUGCCCUGUUACAGAUUACAGGAAGUUGGUGAAAUGGACCCCGUGAUAUUAUAAAUGUGAACCCCGAGAAUCGUCCUUUUCUACAUUGGACGGCCAUUCGUGUAAACGAUGCCUCUUGCUAAAGACUUAUUGCACCCCUCCAUGGAGGAGGAGAGGAGGAAAAACAAAUUAAAGAGAUUGGUCCAGAGUCCAAACAGCUACUUCAUGGAUGUGAAAUGUCCAGGCUGCUACAAAAUCACCACAGUGUUUAGCCAUGCCCAGACCGUCGUGUUGUGCGUCGGAUGCUCCACAGUUCUGUGUCAGCCCACAGGAGGAAAAUGCCGGUUAACAGAAGGAUGUUCUUUCCGGAGGAAGCAACACUAAUUUGAUAUAUUUAUGUGUGCAAGAGGAAUUCCGUGCGAGGCUGUUACAGUGGAGACGGUGAUUUUGGUUUUGGUGAAUACUGGCAAAUUGUGAUUGACAGCAGAGGGCAACACAUAGACCAUGCUCUGGAUCUUUGGAAUGCUUGACGACGUUGUCAUUUCUUCAUCUGUAAAUCGUCAUCCUGCUUGAUUUUAUCAUAUACAUGAGAGUUAAACUCUUGGUUCUAUCAUAUAAAUAAUGGGGGGAAUUUUCUCUUGAUACAAUAAUUUGUAGUGAAGUACACAAAUCCUGAUUAAGAACUUAAAAAACAGCGUUAAAGAUCUGCUGGGCAGUAAUUAAUGGAUGUAAGUAAACAAGAUUCAUCAUACUUUCUGUGUCUGCCAUUAUGCUAAUAAAACUUUGGGUAUUCACUAACACCAA
Pecten maximus is the source of this 800-nucleotide messenger RNA. RefSeq names its product 40S ribosomal protein S27-like. Gene Ontology annotation, cellular component: ribosome; cytosolic small ribosomal subunit. Lineage: Eukaryota; Metazoa; Mollusca; Bivalvia; Pectinida; Pectinidae. Gene Ontology annotation, biological process: ribosomal small subunit assembly; translation. The transcript is spliced from 4 exons. The record is from RefSeq and is a predicted model, not a curated record. Gene Ontology annotation, molecular function: structural constituent of ribosome; RNA binding. The coding region runs from base 126 to 380 and encodes 84 amino acids.